CUGCCCCCGGCACUUCCAGAACCUCGAUCGAUCGUAGCUCGUGUUCCCUCUCCUUUUCGCGGCGAUGGCGGUGGAUCUGACCCCGAGGCAGCCGGCGAAGGCGUACGGCGGCGAGGGCGGCGCCUACUACGAGUGGAGCCCAGCCGAGCUGCCCAUGCUCGGUGUCGCCUCCAUCGGCGCAGCCAAGCUCUCGCUCGCCGCCGGCGGCAUGUCCCUCCCCAGCUACUCCGACUCCGCAAAGGUCGCCUACGUCCUCCAAGGCAAGGGAACCUGUGGCAUCGUCCUGCCUGAGGCCACCAAGGAGAAGGUGGUCGCCGUCAAGGAGGGUGACGCUCUGGCGCUCCCGUUCGGCGUGGUCACCUGGUGGCACAACACCCCGGGGUCUGCGACGGAGCUCGUCAUCCUCUUCCUUGGCGACACCUCCAAGGGCCACAGGCCCGGCCAGUUCACCAACUUCCAGCUCACGGGCGCCAGCGGCAUCUUCACCGGCUUCUCCACAGAGUUCGUCGGCCGCGCCUGGGACCUCAAGCAGAAUGACGCGGCCAAGCUCGUCUCCAGCCAGCCAGCCUCCGGCAUCGUCAAGCUCUCGGCCGGGCAGAAGCUCCCCGAGCCUGUCGCAGAGGACCGCAAGGACAUGGCGCUCAACUGCCUGGAGGCCAAGCUCGACGUGGACAUCCCCAAGGGCGGCCGUGUGGUGGUGCUCAACACGGCCAACCUGCCGCUUGUUAAGGAGGUCGGGCUGGGGGCUGACCUGGUCAGGAUCGACGCCCACUCCAUGUGCUCCCCUGGAUUCUCGUGCGAUUCGGCGUACCAGGUCACGUAUAUCGUCCGUGGCAGCGGGCGCGUGCAGGUCGUCGGCCCGGACGGCAAGCGUGUGCUGGAGACCCGCAUCGAGGGCGGCAGCCUCUUCAUCGUGCCCCGCUUCCACGUUGUGUCCAAGAUCGCUGAUGCCUCUGGCAUGGAGUGGUUCUCCAUCAUCACCACCCCCAACCCGAUCUUCAGCCACCUGGCGGGGAAGACAUCGGUGUGGAAGGCCAUCUCGCCGGAGGUGCUGGAGGCGUCAUUCAACACGACGCCGGAGAUGGAGAAGCUCUUCCGGUCCAAGAGGCUCGACUCCGAGAUCUUCUUCGCCCCCAACUAGGGCCAUUCAUUGCACAUCGGCCUGUCGCCUUAGGCAGAAAUCAAUAAAUUUAGUUAGGCUUUGAGCGUGAGUAUGUCAGUUAGCUCUGCAAAAUCUAUCUUAGUUGCCCCUGACAGAUCAGAAUGUUUCUGUCACUUCGUCAUAGGUUAAAUCAAGUGUGAGUGUUUGUUGCCGGCCUGAGCUAUUAUCAGAACUGAUGAAUGCAAUCGAUCGUUAAA
Molecule: messenger RNA, 1359 nt
Organism: Triticum urartu
Lineage: Eukaryota; Viridiplantae; Streptophyta; Magnoliopsida; Poales; Poaceae
Product: glutelin type-D 1-like
Molecular function (GO): nutrient reservoir activity
Source: RefSeq, a predicted model, not a curated record